AUGUCUAGAAAGUUGAAAAGAACUCAUUUGUUUUCUAAGGACGUCAGUUCUUUAUUAUAUGCUUAUGGUGAUGUUGCAUCGCCUUUACCUCAAACAGUUACUUGUUUAGAUGAGGUUAUAUCUUCAUAUCUGGUAGAUAUCUGUCAUAAGGCUUAUAAGGUGUCUAAAUAUUCUAAUAGAUCCAAGGUUAAAUUAGAGGAUUUCAAAUUUGUGCUGAAAAAUGAUCCUAUAAAGUUAGGUAGAGCUGAUGAACUGAUUGCAACUAAUAAACUGAUUACAGAAGCCAAGAAACAAUUCAAUGAAACUGACACUAGUGUUUCAAAGACUUUUAAGGAUGAAGCUACCAGCAAGUCUACUUCUAAUCCUGCUGAUAAUGUCAAUGACGAUGUUCAUGGGAACACCAAUAUUGAAUUGGCUGAUGCUAGUGCUACUGCCGAACAUAAAGAUGAAGAGGAUGAAGAUGAGGUAAUUGAAGAAAGUGACGAGGAGCAUGAUGAAGAAGAGGUUGAUGAAGAUGGUGAUGAAGAUGAUACAAAUGUGGAUAAUGACGAACAAACCUCGAAAACAUGA
This is a messenger RNA of Vanderwaltozyma polyspora DSM 70294, 570 nucleotides long. RefSeq names its product Taf13p (gene TAF13). The coding region runs from base 1 to 570 and encodes 189 amino acids. Gene Ontology annotation, cellular component: transcription factor TFIID complex. Gene Ontology annotation, biological process: RNA polymerase II preinitiation complex assembly; transcription by RNA polymerase II. The transcript has a single exon. The record is from RefSeq and is a predicted model, not a curated record. Gene Ontology annotation, molecular function: protein heterodimerization activity. Lineage: Eukaryota; Fungi; Ascomycota; Saccharomycetes; Saccharomycetales; Saccharomycetaceae.